AUGAAAGCACUUUUCAAAAACUUUCUUCCUGGCAGUCAGAACAAUCGGUCUGUGGACGACAUGAUUGAUUCUUCCAACAGCAACAACAACAAGAAGAAGAGAGAAAAACAUUCAACCUCCACCACAACAAAUACAAACAAUACUUCUGAUGUUCAUUCAAAAUCAUCUCGUUCACUCUCUCUCUUUGUAACCAAUAACAAACAUCGGGCCGAUCCUAGUCUAGGAGAGGCUCAUGAUGCAGUGACGAGCAGCUCUACACUUUCAUCCAUGUUGUUUUCUCAGCAUCAGCAUCAGCAACAACAACAACACUAUCAUCAUCAUUCUCAACCACUACCACCACUCUCACCUCAACCCAUUACCUCCAAACAGAACAGUUCCUCCAGCAUUCUCUCGUCCUCAUCACUCACAGGUGAGAAUGGAAAUCAAACCAAGAGUAGUCCCAAUGUGAUGGAGCACGUUCAUCAACAACAACAACAACAACCAUCAUCAUCAUCACUCAAUGGUCUUGGAUCACCUCACCGUGUCCAAAGCUCAAAUUCAGGUAGCAGCAACAACAACAACAACAUCAAUACCAUCUCCUCUCCACCACCUCCCAAACGACGAUCUUCCAUGUCCAAUGCCUUCCGAAGACUUUCUCUGAGGCGUUCGAGUCAACCGCUCUCCUCUCCUGUUUUUCUGCCCAAUAACAGUCAUGAAACUCCCACCAUUGGCUCCACCGUACUCUUUGCAGACAUGAUGAUGCUCGGUGCAUCACCACCUUCCUCACCCACCUCUCCACCUGUCCUCUUCUCUCCCAAUUCGUCCUCAUCUCUUUCAUCGCCUUCGUUGCCACAGCAUCAUCAUCAUUCGUCCUCAUCGACCUUGUAUUUUCAACAACAGCAACUCGGGAACACACCAGGCUCCGUUCAUACACCUUCUCCAUCUUCUUCCUUCCAUUCCCAUUCUCAUCACCAUCAUCAUUCGGCUGGCUUUAGUGAGCCUCAUUUGUCAUCUUCUCAACAACAAAAAUUUAACCUCACAUCCUCCUCCACUAUUCCUACUCAAUACAAUAGUACAAAUAAUAAUACCACCACUAUUUCAUCGUCCAAUUUGGAUUAUGCUUUCCCUAGCGCAUCCACAACAGAUUAUAGUUCAGCCAUUUCAUCCCCCAUGAUGAUGAUGUCGCAAACAUCCAGUAAUACUGCUGUUCCGAGGCCAAGUGGUACACAACAAUUAAUUGAAGUUUUGAAUAGGAAAAAGUGGAGAGAUUUAUUGUGUGUGGUUCAGAAUGGAAGUGGUACAGGUAGUAGUUCGAAUCACAAUCACAAUCAUAAUCAUAAUAAUAAUGGAGGAGGAGGAAUUGGAACACCAUCAUCGACCACUUCGUCAGCACACUCUCUCGUUGCUUCCCGAACAACUAGUAAUAAUAAUAUUGUCGCAUUGAACACGAACAAUAACUCAAAUUGUCUCAAUACUGCAGCUGGAGAUGAUAUGCUUAAUAAUAGUUCGGUGAAAACGAACAACACCACCAACAACAACAACGGAAAUAAUAUUUUGAAUAACAGCAAAGCUCUUGAUUCAACAACCACAACUCCACCCACUACAGCUACUACGACGGGAAAUAUUUCCUCGACAACAACCACUCCGAGCAUGACAACAACAACCACAUCAAGCACAACUGUAGUGACUCCCUCACUAUCAACCUCUUCUCUCCUCAUGAUGAACAAUGGUAAUCGAAUGCCAUCUCCAAAUUCUCCAGUGGCGAUCAGUGUCAUCUCUGAAGAUUCCUCAUCAUCCUCUUCUGAUGCCGAUGUUGGUGAUUCUCUAAUUAAUGACCUAGAUCAGAAACCUUCCGAUGAGUUGAGUCCCAAUGUCGUUCAUGUCAUUAAUAGUGAUGCUCUAAAUCUUUCCACCUCCAUGAUGGCAAGCGUUAAUAACAGCUCUACAGCUUCUUCCAAUAGCAAUAUCGGGGCAACACUUGCCCUCAACAAUUUGGAUCGCAACAACGACGAGAAAUCAUUUGCACUCACCAACUCGCCCAAUGAGGCCAUUUUCAGAGCAAUUAUUCUCGGAGGUUUUCUCUCACUGAAAGAUGUUUUGCAUUCGUGUGAUUUGGUAUGCAAGAGUUGGCAUUUGAGAAUCUCUCACUCGAGGGAAAAUCUCAUCUAUUUUCUUCCUCAAUUAUUGUCGAGUAUUCAAGUGUGGGAAGAGAAGAGUGAUUUACAAAUCAAAUUAGCAACACAAAUUGCUUGGAAUUUGAAUAAUAUGGAAAUAUCUAAGAGAGCACUUGUGGUCCUAUUUGGCCUCUAUAAAAGAUCCUUACAUAAGGAAAAGAUUUUUAAUAGAGCCGUGUUUAAGGAGGUUGUGAAACCUGAGGUACCAGAAUUACUGGGCCAAACCGAUAAGUCCAAUAUGUUUUAUCGAUUGAGUAGUCCCGCAUGGUUUUCACCUUACAGCUGCUUUGAUUGUCCAAUUUAUCUCUACUUGGCUAAGAGAUGUUUACGUAGCAUCGAGAAGAAGGAUGGCGAAUUUCAACAUCGAGUUCAAGUCUUGCUAAAACUCAAGCCAACUGUCACUAAUCAUGGUGAGGGUUCAUUUGACUCGAACAACACGCAGUUGCAACCUUAUCAUUCAUCACAAUAUUUGAAUUUGUCAAAUGGCAGCAUUUCACCCUCCAUGUCGCCGUUACCAUCCGGAGGCCGCAAGCUUGUGUCGUCCAUUGUGGUUGGUACACAGGCACGACCCUUAGGAGAGACGAGCUCAUAUGCAAGCUCAGCAUCGUCCUCAAAAUAUUUGGAAAUUUCUCCCGAGAAGAUGCUGCAUCAUGAAAUGUUGCUGUCUCCAAGUUCACCCAUUCUCUCCUCUGCCUCUCCAACGAAUACUUUACUUCGUGGAAAUGCGCAAACACUUGCAGAUAUGAUUAAGGAGCUUAAAUCGAAUUGGUUUUUCGUGUACGGAGUGGCUGAUAGGAACAAAUCGACGAUGGAAGACCGAGUGAUACCUUCUUCAGAUGUCACCACAAGUACAUUAGCACAUCAUCAUGAGAAACCCAAACUUGUUCGUGAGCGCAUUAUUCGAUAUUUUUCUCAUUUCUCACUUGCCAAAAUGAAGGAAGAGUACAUCUGUGCAGGAGCCGGUGAUGGAGUUGAAUCUGAAAAUUUCGCCUUACUAGACAAGAAUGCAAUUACCGAAAAAUCCAACCAAAUUACUGCCAAUAUUGAAAAAUGUUAUUUAGAAAUGUCACAAUUUGUCAAAGAUACUUCCAGUAACAAGUGUCCAUCCAUUGAAGGUGCAGAUCCUUCAUUGUGUGAGUGUUUUGACAAGUCCAUGACUUUAUGGAUUUGUGAGUUGCAAAAAUUAGGAUUUCUCAAAAUCGACUUUGUUCUUCAAUAUCUUUUGAAGUUGUUACUUUUGACGUGUUGUGGACCAAUGUAUGACCGAUCGGAGUUGCUAUUUGUGACUUGCCACCUGCUCUCACCGGAGAAAGCCGAUCUACAGAACGAAGAGCUGAAUCUUGUGUGUUCAGAUCCAACAAGUGCAAAGAGUGCACUCUUGGAUUGGCUUCAAAGGUAUCACCAAGAGAUUAAAGACGAAGCAUGCUCCGUUUAUCACUAUUAUUUGAAGGUGAAGUAUGAUUGCAGCGGAUUUAAUGGCGCUGUAGAUGAGGAGAGCUAUUUGUUGACUCUGAGAGUUUUUGAUCAGCAUUUUGAGUUUGUGUCCUAUUUGUUUGAGAGCCAAUUUUGCAAGGGGCAACCAUUGUCUUCAUUGCCUCUCUUUGUUAAAAAGAUGUAA
Naegleria fowleri is the source of this 3771-nucleotide messenger RNA. RefSeq lists its product as uncharacterized. The transcript has a single exon. The record is from RefSeq and is a predicted model, not a curated record. The coding region runs from base 1 to 3771 and encodes 1256 amino acids. Lineage: Eukaryota; Heterolobosea; Eutetramitea; Acrasida; Naegleriidae.